Messenger RNA from Rubroshorea leprosula, 637 nucleotides. Lineage: Eukaryota; Viridiplantae; Streptophyta; Magnoliopsida; Malvales; Dipterocarpaceae. The record is from the annotation of a GenBank genome assembly.
ACAAAACCAUAAGCAAAACACUAGCUAGCUUCAUUAAUUGAUAUAUCAAUGGAAAAGUUUCUAGUAAAGUCUCUUUUUCUGGCCAUGGUUACCGUCUUGGUGGAAGGGCAUGGCACUAGAGUUGGAUUUUAUUCAAGCUCGUGCCCUCGAGCUGAAUCCAUUGUCUCCUCAACAGUUCAGUCUCACUAUCGGUCCAAUCCCCUCAUAGCUCCAGGCUUGUUGCAUAUGCUCUUCCAUGAUUGCUUUGUCGAGGGCUGCGACGCCUCUGUCCUCAUUGAGGGUUCCAACGCCGAGAGGACUGCUAUUCCAAGCCUUACUUUGAGAGGCUUUGAGGUUAUUGAUGAUGCCAAAAAGCAGAUUGAAGCAGUGUGCCCCGGAAUCGUCUCUUGUGCUGAUAUUCUUGCCCUCGCUGCUCGCGAUGCAGUUGUUCUGACGGGAGGAGUGAGUUGGCUGGUACCAACAGGACGUAGAGAUGGAACGGUUUCAUUGGCAUCCAACGUUAAACUAGUAAGUCCCAAGGAGUCCAUUGAUGCGCAAAAGCAAAAGUUUGCUGCAUUUGGUCUCAACACACAAGACCUUGUGGCCCUUCUUGGUAAUUAAUUAAGUAUUAAUUAAGCAAUAUAAUUUUCCUUUUUCU